This is a messenger RNA of Brenthis ino (lesser marbled fritillary), 3504 nucleotides long. The record is from the annotation of a GenBank genome assembly. Lineage: Eukaryota; Metazoa; Arthropoda; Insecta; Lepidoptera; Nymphalidae.
AUGAAGUUGAAAAAACUUAAAGCGGAUACAGAGGAACCGGCAGCGCCCGUACCUCCUCAAGCUGAGAUUAUUGAAGCUGAUUUGUAUAAACGCUCAUAUUUUGGACCUGACGUGCCAACUUUAGAACUGGAAUGUUGGGAAGAAGAACUGUCGGAGGCUCAAUUGAAGAAAUUUAAAAAUGCUGACGAUGAAUACAAAAGUAUUCAAAACAAGCUUGAUGUAAUAGUCAAGGACACAGGAGGAGAAAUUGUGUACAAUGGCGAUCAAUUCACAGCUUAUCAGUUGCUUGGAAAGCAGCCAGCACUAAAAGACUUAGAAAGGCAAAGCGCGGAAAUUAUUAGAUCUCGAUCCCGUUCUCUUUCUAUCUGUAAAGAAAGAGAUAAGGAAACCAAAAACAAAAGAGGACGCCCUAGAAAGAACCGUGAUGAAGACAGAGAUUAUUCACCAUCAUCUGAUAGAGCAAAAUCUCCAGAACUUAGUCACAAAAAGAAGAAGAAGGAUAAAAAUAAGAAGAAGGAGGAUAGGAAGAAGGAUGAAGAGAAGGAGACUAAGACAAAAGAUAAAACAUUAGCACCAUCAAAUGUGCAUAGUGUGGUGACUAAUGUGAGACCAUCUGAAGCAACAGCGGUGGGUGGUCUGCUUACUGGAAGUGCUACCAAGACAACUGCUAUUGUGGACCUGACUAAGGAUGAUAGCAAUAAGAAUGUGGCUGAUUCUCGAGAAGUGUCAUUCAAUAAACUGCAAGGCAAGACUUUCCCAUCCCUUGUGGUAGUAGCUCGCCCCUACCUUCGCUCCAAGGAGACUCCACCAUCAGUGGACCGUGCAGCUCUAGAUAGUAAAGUGAAGUCAGUACUUAUUCAUACACCAAUGAAGUUUACCGAGUGGCUCAUACAGCAAGGAUUGGUCAGGUCGGAGCAAUGGUGUGCUAUACAUGCUGGAAAUAAACUAAAAUUGGGCAUGUAUUCCGACGUAUCGAAGUUCCCCUAUUCCGGUGGCUAUGUAUGGAUAUCCGAAUGCUGUCCGACGCGUUUCGUCUCAGUGUUCUCUAGCUCUAUAUUCGAAGGCGCCACCUUCCCACCCAGUGUGCUUCUCAAACUGAUAUACCAUUGGGCGUGCCAAACUAACGUUCAAAAUGUCGUACAAUGGGUCAAAGUCGACAACCUAUAUGUAAAGGGAUUGUUCACUUGGCUAAGAGCUAUAUGUACAUCUGCUAUACAUCAUCAUAUGGGUUUGUUGGGCGGUCAAGGGAGAAAAGUGGAAGUUGGUGUCAUAUCCCUCGGAACGACCAGUCAUGAUGGCACACAGAGACAGGUGAAGGUGGAAGUAUUGGGUGUUUUGGAUCCGGCCGAGAAAUUGAUCCGUCUCCGAGCAGUGGAGCCAUUAGCAGAGUAUGAAAAGAACUACAAAAAGCGUUUCCAGAAAAUUCUGGAACCCCUCUCAAAUUGGGUUCACCCUUCAUCUACAAUUGUGACCGAUUUGACAGUAGAUAAAGGAACCCUAGUCUCUAUGGGCUUUAAAACAGUUCACCAAUCUUCAUCCCAUUCGGAACAACCAACAAAGCACAGCAAUGCGAAUAUAAUGGAAUAUCUCAGGCGUAUAGUGCCGAGAAUGUUCCAGAACACACUGUCAUUGCUUUCGAGGCAGAUAAUACAGCAGUUCCUUGAUGAAUUGGUGUGGAGAGAGAAGUUUGGCGUAUCUCCCGGACAGGCAUUCGACAACAUCGUCCUGCAUAUCGCGGAGCAGACCAAACUGGACGCCAAAGACCCCAUAACCAUUCGCCUUAACAAAAUCGCUGCUAAUCCAUUCAAAAACUGGAAAUAUCCUACUAAGAAAAAGGAGCGGGUAGAAGAACCAGAGCCCGAGCCGCGAAGCAAGCGCGGAAGGAAAAAGAAAGAGCCGUCGCCCGCGCCGCCGCCCAAGAAGAGAAAGAAGGAAAAGACUUCGUACGUCGAAGAUGAUGAUGAGGAGGAGGUGCCGCUAGCGCUGCGUCGUACAAAGAUCAAGCAAGAGAAGUCUAAGGAGAAGGAAGAAACGCCUCGCAGUCGCCGCAAGGUGGCGCGCUCGUACGUCGACGACGACCUCGAUGAUAUACCAUUGAAGAACAUCAAAAAGGAGAUCAAACCGGAGGAAACUGUGUCCUUGGAGAGGUUCUACUUCGGUCAGACCAUUGAAGGAGAGCCGGAUAAUGUGGCUAUUGCUGUGGAGUGUCCACUCUGCCACGAAGAGUUCAACGAGAGCCAGUUGCUGAGCGAGCACAUCUCCGCGCACGUGGUGCCGGCGCCGGCGGGCCCGCAGUGCCCGUGCUGCCUGCAGCGCUUCCUCUCCCAAGAGGACCUGGACCAGCACCUCCAGAGCUCCCACCCGGUGGACACCAAGAGCCCCGGUCUGUUCACUUAUGCGUGUCUCAUUUGUGAGGUGCGGUUCGCGGCGGUGCUGACGCUGGCGGCGCACAUGCAGAAGGCGCACGCGCCGCGCGAGCUGCCCUACGCGUGCGGCGCCUGCGCCUACCGCGCCUCCGCGCGCCGCGCCGCGCGCGCCCACGCCGCGCGCGCGCACCGCCGCGCCGCCGCGCUGCACUGCCCCCACUGCCUCAAGGUGAUCCCAGUGUACGCGGACGGGCACGAGCUGAGCGCCAACGUGCUGCUGUACGUCGACCACCUGCGCCAGCACCGCGACAAGGAGCUGGAGGUGCGCUGCAGCAGAUGCGUGCUCCGGUUCGUGCACCUCGGCCAACUCAAAGAACAUCAAAUACGCGAUCACAAUAGUAGAGAUGACAUAAUUCCGCUAUGUUCUGAGGAGCAUUUGAUUAAUCAGCCCAAGAAAAAAGCUCGUCCGCCAGUGAAGGACUGCGCGAGCCACGCGGUGAGCGAGACGUACGAGGCCACGACGCUGGUGCUGCCCGACGGCGCGCUGUGCCGCGAGUGCGACACGCCGCUCGACAGCGCGCAGCACUUCCUCGGCCGCACGGCGUGCAGCAAGUGCCCGUACGCGACGUCGUGCUACCGCGCCAUGCUGCGCCACAGCGGGCUCUGCGCCGGCGCGCACUCGCUCGAGACGGCGCCGCGCCGCGCGCCGCGCCGCCUUCACUGCGUCUGCUCCUACUCCACUGACAUCGGCACGGACAUGCUGUCGCACCUGCUGUUGACGCACCACUCCAGCGCGUACGAGUCGGAGGAGGAGGCGCGCGCCAACGCCGUGCGCGACGACGCCGCGCCCGCGCCCGCGCCCGACCCCGCGCCCGCGCCCGACCCCGGCGACACUCCUAUGGAGAGCAUGCCGGCGAUGGCGGACUAUGCGCCGCCCUCCGUCAUCAACACGCAGCUGUCGCUGGACGACCUGGCCCCGCCCUCCGUGCUGCAGCCUGAUCAGCAUGAUCAGGAGCUUCUAAAAGACGCGUACGACCGCCCGCUGGCGACGCCGCGGCACGAGGAGCCGCACUACAGCCUCGGGGACUUCGAGCCUUUGCCUCAGGAGCCGCCCCCGCAACCCGACUUUGAACAACUA